AUGAGUACUGGCUGGAACUUCCAACCCAACGGAAAAUGUGUCCAGGGGAAAAAAAGGGAGGAGCUAAAUUACAUUAACAUUUUUGACAAAGGAGGGAUCCCCAACUUGAAGAAAAAAAAUGGACACUUCAGCAAUGGGUUGAAUUGCGGCCCCGCUGGGCGCAAGGCAUUGAUUCGAUGGAUAGAAUAUAAUUACCAACUUAAGAAUGAAGAGGAGAACAGCUACCCCGCUUUGAGUGCAUGCAAGGUGUGGCAAAGGAGGCAGUCCUUCCAGGAUAAGACCCUCUCAGGAUUAGUGGAUUUCCUCAAGUUUCUGAGCAUCCCCAAACAUGUGACGUACAGAACGGUGUUUGAUAAUUAUUUGUCUCCUAAGUUUGUAAACAGGCUUAAUUCGACGGAGUCGUCGCAGAAAGGGCUGACCAAACUAGCGAAGAAAAUGAUGCCCAUGUUCCAAGUGCGCGAAAUGCAACCACUCUUUUCUAUUGUUCUGGACAAAAUAGAGGUCAUACCUAUAGGGAUUCUCAAAAUUCUAGUGGAAGAAACUCCAUCAGCUCAGUAUUUUUACUCAAUAACCUCCACCAACGUGAAGAGGAAGAUAUGGGUUCUGUGCCCCCAUAAGUUCUACCAAGAAAUUGAACCAAUCAUAGACGAAAUUAUUUUAAGAAUUAAAAUAAAAAGCAAACACGAUGACACAGUAGUUGCACUGAUAAACCAAAUUGUCCAGUUAAUAGGAAAUCAAAAGGAACAAAACUUUUUGUAUAAUUUGUGCGUGCACAUUGUGCGCUUAAAAUGGGUGCAGGUCAUUAUAAGUGAAAGGGAAGAUGUUGCCUCAGAUUGUAGCGGAGUAAGUAACGGCACUUCUCCCCCCGGUAGGGGUAGGGGAGCUAGAAGUGAUGAUGAAGAUAGCAAACUAGAAUAUAAAGCACAUUCCGCUCCUGUUCCAUCGGAAAUGAACGACUUUGUGGAGGACGCAAAUUUAAAAAGUGAGAACAAAGAAAAUUGGGAUAACUUUUGUUACGUAAAUUUAGAUCCCGUUUCAAAUAGCUACUUGGAUGGUAACCAUAUUGGAGAGAGGCUGAAAAAACUGCACUCUUGUUUUGAAAAAAUUAUGAACAAAGAGCAAAAUAUAAAAGAGGAGAAGGUAAAUAACUCCGAUUGGAGGAAGCCUUAUGUUAUAUGUCUCAAUGGGUAUAGCCACUAUAGCACCUCUUUUCAUUAUUUGAAGAAGAGGAGGAUAGUUCAGGUAGAAAACCAUGUAUAUAAUAGUCCCGAAGGGGAGGGGAAGAUCCCUUGGAAAAACUGCGAGAAGGAUACAGGGAGAUUUUCCAGAAGCAUCAUGGAGCCAGGAGCCGACUCUUGUGGCGAAUUUAAAAACGAUAUGAAGAGGAGCUUGCCGAUAGGCCAAGAAGGGAAAGACGCGAAAAGGGUGAAAAUGGACACACACAUUUUCAAAAAUGAUAAGAUUGCUCCACAUGGGUCUAACCUGAGUAGUGGAAAAAUGAACAGCGAGGUGGGAGAUAAUGCCACAGUUGUGGAAUUCAAGGGGAAGGACGAGGAUGGUGUUAGACCCAUCAGUGGCGUCAAUACAGACAGUACUAAGGGGGACACCAAUCUCAUCACAAACAACGGGCGCAAUAGCCAUAGUAGUAAGAGCAGCAACGAUAGAGUAAGGGAUGAAGAUGAGGUAGACAGCAAAAACAAAGGGAAGCAAAAAAAAAAAGGUACACAUAAAAUGAAGUACAAAGCGAACUGCAGUGAAAAUUAUCCCAAUAAAAAAACACUUUUACCAUUCGAUGGAAUGUUUUAUAGCCAUCUAAGGCUGCUUAUAUGUCUGCAGUACAAAGAAAAAUAUAACAUCAAAGAUGAAGAGAUGGUGAAAGUAGACCGGUAUUUUCCUGUGAUAGAAUUUAUUAACCAUGUCAUUAGGGAUGGCAUAUUAAAUUUUUCGGAUCAGGUUAAGACACAGGACGUAGUUAAAAGAAUUAAAAAUAGUCUGAACGUAAAAAACGUGGAGGAUUUAUGUGAAUACUCUCUCCUAUUUAGCAAUAUCUUAUUAAAGUUUUGCAUCAUUAAAGGGAUUUGUUUUUACUUCUACCGAAAUAACUUGGAGGUAGUGCCCUAUAAAAAUUGCAUGCUUUUUUGGACCUCCCUUUUUUAUUUUGGAGUUUACAACCAUUUUUUUUCUUUAAUUAAAUAUGCACUGGAUAAGGUGGAGUACAAGGAUAGGAAAAAGAGGUUCUCCAGCCAGUAUUUUCACUUGAGACAGAAGUUGCUGGGGCAAGGAAUUCCAUCCUGUGGAAACUUCACUGAGGAGACCUUCCAGACAGGGGCUGCCGAAAGUGACUCUUGGGUUUCUUGGGAUGAAAAAAGGGAGGGCCCAUCGGAGGGAGAGUCGGGAGGAUCAGAUGAAGUAUCAGCUGAAUCAUCGGAUGGGGUUUUGCACGAAGAAGUUAAACAGGCGAAUAUAACAUGGAAGAACUAUAAAAAAUGUGGACGAAGCAGGGUAUGUGCAUAUUAUAACGAGGUCGACGAGGAUGAAUGUAGUGAGAAGGGCGAAACGGUUGGCAGCAGUGAGGGUAGCGAUAAUGUCGGUAGUAUUGAGGAGGGUCAAGAGGGUGGAAGCAGCAAUGUGAGUGAGGGGGUGGGCAGGACCGAACAGAGUGAAGAGCUCGAGGGGACAGCGCCCAGUGAGGAGAUAGAAGUGACAGGGGUCAGCGAAGAGGUAGAAGUGACAGGGGUCAGUGAAGAGGUACCAGUGACAGCACCCAGUGAGGAGAUAGACAUGACAUUGCCCAGUGAGGAGAUAGAAAUGACAUUGCCCAGUGAGGACAUAGACGGGACAGUGCUCAGGGAAGAGGUUGACCAAACCGAGCAAAGUUCACCGGCAGAAGGGCCAAACCCGGAUUAUGCACAGGAGUAUGGAGCUUCCCGUGAAGGGUACAAUAGCAGCGUUGAAUAUCAGGGGGAGCAGUUUAUCACAAACGAAAAUGAGCGUUACGAUGAUGUGUGUGAAUACCAAGACCAUCUGGAACGGUACAACGAAAGUGAAGUGCGCGAAGGGGAAUCCAGCAAGGAGAGGAAGCGGAGGGAGCAGGAGCGGGAAUACUCCCGGUAUAGGGAGUACGAAUAUGGCGAGCAGGGGGAGGACGAACAGUAUGGUGAAGAAGACGAAAAUGAAGAAAAGGACGAAGACGACGGCAGCGAGGAAUAUGGUGCAGAUGACGACGACUCCCUCAGUGACGGCGAGGAGGAGACUGACAACCGCGGCUACGAGCGAUACGCUCAUGGAGCGCGCAAGGGAAAAACGCGCGUGCGCCAGUUCAAGACCUGCAGUGACAACACGUGGCAGGCGCACCAGAGAGAAAGAAGGAAGAAGGACAAUUUCAAAUUGUAUUUCUACAGCAUGCGGAACACACAAGAACCGAACAAAGAGUAUAACAGGAAUGUCAGACACACCAUGGGCCAAAUGAAAAGGAAAAAAAAUUAUAAACUCUUGGUGAGCAAUUGUAAUGAUAGCUGUUUGAAGAUACCCCUAAUGAGCAUUUUAAAAUAUAUUGUCAUUGCGAAUAAUGAACAAAGCACCUUCCUGUCCUUUUUUGAUUUCUUCGAAGGAGAUUCAAAAUUUGAGAGCUUAGAAUCUGUGAAGGAAAAAAAAAGCAUACUGCUCUUAUCAGCUUUGUUGAAUAUCCCCCAAGUAAAUUAUAUGAAAAUAAAAAAUUUUUUUUCUAUCAUUCACGAAUUUUUUUAUAUGGAAAAGAAAAAUUUACCAAGCUUAUCCCUCUGUAGUGCUGCAUCCAGGGAGGGUAACUCUAAUGCAGAAGUUGCAUAUGAGGUGAGAAGGCUGGAGGAACAUAAAAAAUCACAUACAUCAAGAGAACUAUUAAGCAACACCAACGUGUAUAGUGACGAUACUGGUAAGGUACGUGGGGUAGGCACUAAUCUUAUGUGCACCUCUUCAAACGGUGUUAACGGUUACGCCAAUUGGGGCUCAAGCAAAAGAAACACAGAAAAAGAAGUGACGAUCACUAGUGGGUUACCCCUUCAUAUUAGCAAUGAAUAUGGAACCUUGUAUGAAAAAGAUAGACGCGUGAACGAAUGGAGUGAAGACCAAACAAGCGUAUCGGACACGGGCAGUACUAUCAACGUGGCUGUAGGAGCGAGGGAAAAAAACACUUUUGAAAGUCUGAGGAAAAGACUAAUAAGCCAAAUAAAUGAUAUGAACAGCACAAUAUGUGGAAACUACUUUUUAAUAAAUAAUAACAUAACGUCUAUAUGUGCUUACCUGAGGGAGAUGGGCGGUGUAGAUUGUGAUGGCAGUGGCCAUGGCUUAGUUAACCCUCUUAGCCAAGUUGAUGUGGAUAAUGCAACAAAUGUGGCAAUCGGGGCGAAAGGGAGCAACGUGAAUAAGGAGUUAAGCCUAGUUAGAGAUCUACCUGCCGGGAGAAACGAACAGAAUAUAAGUACGCCUCCCUCAAUUAGCCUCUUCACUGAUAUUUCGAAAGAGAUAGUGAGUAAGUUAAACAAUUGCAACCGCGUCAGCAUUAUUAACAAUUGUCUACCUUACAUUUUAAAAGUGUGUUCGAGAACGUUGCAUUUUUUAAAAAAAAAGAAACUCAUAAAUAUUUACAUAAAAUAUAUGUAUCUAUAUGAAUAUUUGUACCACAUGGUGCUGAACAGAAUGCUACACAUUAGCACGAUGAAGAGUCUCCCGUUUUUGCAAAAUGUUAUUUUAAAAGAGUUGCAUUAUUACUUUGAGGAUUUUAAAAAUAGGAAAGUGAAGAACCUUUGGAAGUUUUACCUCUACGCUCGCACACUAAUUGAUAUAAACAAAAUGAACAUAAUUAACAAACUGUUUCAUAGCAAUGCCAUUGAUUAUUUUAUAAAGCUGUUUUACUCCCUGUCCUUUUACAACCCGGUGUUUUCAGUGCUUUUUUUGAAGCUCAUGCAGACACCCCUCUUUUAUAGGAAUAUUGAAAAUAAGAAGAGCGAAAUUUUGCAAAACAUUUGGAUAGGGACGCAUGAAAGGAGCUUUUCAGGCAAUUCCGAACAUAAUAGACAAUGCAUAGAGUAUAAAAUUUGGAUCGAAGCGUACAACAAAUUUUUUACCAAGUGA
Messenger RNA from Plasmodium fragile, 5112 nucleotides. RefSeq lists its product as uncharacterized. The transcript is spliced from 6 exons. Bases 1 to 5112 code for a protein of 1703 amino acids. NCBI's taxonomy places the organism in Eukaryota, Apicomplexa, Aconoidasida, Haemosporida, Plasmodiidae. The record is from RefSeq and is a predicted model, not a curated record.